This is a messenger RNA of Aspergillus brunneoviolaceus CBS 621.78, 495 nucleotides long. RefSeq names its product putative antigenic thaumatin domain protein. The record is from RefSeq and is a predicted model, not a curated record. The transcript has a single exon. Lineage: Eukaryota; Fungi; Ascomycota; Eurotiomycetes; Eurotiales; Aspergillaceae. The annotation marks the transcript as partial.
GCCUCGGUCACUCCCUCCGCCUCCGCCGUUGCCUCCUCGACCACCAGCAGCAGCAGCAGCAGCGCGACAGGCGGCCGUGUCGAGAUCGUCAACAAUCUGAACCACACCAUCUACGCCUGGUCCGUCUCCAACACGCAGGGCGAGAUGCAGACCCUCGUCCCCGCCGGCGGCACCUUCACCGAGAGCUGGCGCACCAACCCGGACGGCGGCGGUAUCUCCAUCAAGCUGUCGUCGACCACGGAAGUGAGCAAGGUGCUGCAGUUCGAGUACACCGCCGAGAGCGAGACCGUCUGGUGGGACCUGUCCUGCAUUAACAUGGAGAAGAACUCGUGGUUCACCGAAUACGGCUUCUCCGCCGUCCCCAGCGUCGAGUCGUGUCCGUCGGCCAAGUGCGCCGCCGGCGACAGCGACUGCUCCGAGGCGUACCAGAACCCCGACGAUGUCGACACCCUCAGCUGUUCGUCGGACAGUGUGAUCAAGCUGGUUCUGGGCUGA